GGCCGGGACGAGGGGCGGGCGAGGCGAGCGCUGUCAGCGCGGUUAUAAGGGAGGGAAAAGUUCCCUGCGCGGAGAGCCGGGCAGGCGCACGCUCGUACGGCGGCCGCAGCGGCAGGGCGGGGCCGGCAGGGCGGGCGGUGGCGGAGGAAGACCCCUGAUUGCGACCUCGCCUCCCUCGGUGUGGCUCUCUUAGACCUCGGUCACAUAUCGGGGGUCCGGAGGACUUGUGCACAGCGGCCAUGGGCGGCGUCGGGGAGCCCGGAGGGGGACCCGGGCCGCGGGAGGGGCCCGCACCGCUGGGGGCGCCCCUGCCCAUCUUCCGCUGGGAGCAGAUCCGCCAGCAUGACCUACCAGGCGACAAGUGGCUGGUCAUCGAACGCCGUGUCUACGACAUCAGCCGCUGGGCACAGCGGCACCCAGGAGGUAGCCGCCUCAUCGGCCACCACGGCGCGGAGGACGCCACGGAUGCCUUCCACGCCUUCCAUCAGGAUCUCCAUUUUGUGCGCAAGUUCCUGAAACCCCUGUUGAUUGGAGAGCUAGCCCCAGAGGAACCCAGCCAGGAUGGAGCUCAGAAUGCCCAGCUGAUCGAGGACUUCCGAGCCUUGCGCCAGGCGGCCGAGGACAUGAGGCUGUUUGAAGCGGAUACCACUUUCUUUGCACUCCUUCUGGGCCACAUCCUGGCUAUGGAGUUGUUGGCCUGGCUUAUCAUCUACCUCUUGGGCCCUGGCUGGGUGUCCAGUAUCCUUGCUGCCCUCAUCCUGGCCAUCUCUCAGGCCCAGUGCUGGUGUCUGCAACAUGAUCUAGGUCAUGCUUCCAUCUUCGCUAAGUCCAGGUGGAACCAUGUGGCCCAGCAGUUUGUGAUGGGGCAGUUGAAAGGCUUUUCUGCCCACUGGUGGAAUUUCCGCCACUUCCAGCACCAUGCCAAACCCAAUAUCUUUCACAAGGACCCAGAUGUGACUGUAGCACCUGUCUUCCUCCUGGGGGAGUCAUCUGUGGAGUAUGGCAAGAAGAAACGCAGAUACCUGCCCUACAACCACCAGCAUCUAUACUUCUUCCUGAUUGGCCCACCGCUGCUCACCUUGGUGAACUUUGAAGUUGAAAAUCUGGCAUACAUGCUGGUGUGCAUGCAAUGGACGGACUUGCUGUGGGCUGCCAGUUUCUACUCCCGCUUCUUCUUGUCCUACUCUCCCUUCUAUGGUGCCACUGGGACACUGCUCCUCUUUGUUGCUGUCAGGGUGCUGGAGAGCCACUGGUUUGUGUGGAUCACACAGAUGAACCACAUCCCCAAGGAGAUUGGCCAUGAAAAGCAUCGGGACUGGGCCAGCUCUCAGCUGGCAGCCACCUGCAAUGUGGAACCUUCGCUCUUCAUUGACUGGUUCAGUGGGCACCUCAACUUCCAGAUUGAGCACCACCUCUUUCCCACGAUGCCAAGGCACAACUACCGGAGGGUGGCUCCCCUGGUCAAGGCAUUCUGUGCCAAGCAUGGCCUACACUACGAGGUGAAGCCUUUCCUCACCGCCCUGGUGGAUAUCAUCGGGUCCCUGAAGAAGUCUGGCGACAUCUGGCUGGAUGCAUACCUCCAUCAAUGAAGGCAACACCCUCAUGGGUGGUGAAGGGGCUCCUGGCAAUGGGUCACCUCCACUCACCUGAGUCCGUCUUCCUGUAGAGAUCACAGACCACACUUAUCAAGAGGACAGGAAAAGGCCUUGGUAGUACCUUUGAAAGACCCCACUGUCUCCCUUUCUAUUUUCUGUACAACAGUCCUGAGUCCAGAAAGAAAGCUUCCAGAGGGAAGUCACGGCUUGUUUGUUCUUUCAGUCAACCAAUAGCUAAGAGACUCCAGUGGCCAGCUCACAUGAACCAGCCUCUGCCUUUGUGGGUGUGGCCGGUAGUGGGGUGAUAAAGGCCUUGCAAAAGAACGAUGUGUAAACAUACUGUGUCCUUAAAAACGUCAAUACUUUCCAA
Molecule: messenger RNA, 1965 nt
Organism: Mastomys coucha (southern multimammate mouse)
Lineage: Eukaryota; Metazoa; Chordata; Mammalia; Rodentia; Muridae
Gene: Fads3
Product: fatty acid desaturase 3
Exons: 13
Coding region: 240-1589 (449 amino acids)
Biological process (GO): lipid metabolic process
Cellular component (GO): membrane
Molecular function (GO): oxidoreductase activity, acting on paired donors, with oxidation of a pair of donors resulting in the reduction of molecular oxygen to two molecules of water
Source: RefSeq, a predicted model, not a curated record